Zasmidium cellare ATCC 36951 is the source of this 552-nucleotide messenger RNA. RefSeq lists its product as uncharacterized. Lineage: Eukaryota; Fungi; Ascomycota; Dothideomycetes; Mycosphaerellales; Mycosphaerellaceae. Gene Ontology annotation, cellular component: ribonuclease P complex. Bases 1 to 552 code for a protein of 183 amino acids. The record is from RefSeq and is a predicted model, not a curated record. Gene Ontology annotation, biological process: tRNA 5'-leader removal. The transcript has 2 exons.
AUGGUCCGAAUCAAGCACCGCUACUUGCUACUUGACAUCCUCUACCCAUCAGAAGACAAAUCAAUUGCAUCCUCGAAGAAAAACGGGGAGAAUCCCUGGACAGUCCAAUUCCGGCGACCCAGCUCAGACCGACUCGAUGGUAAACUCCUCGCGCGCUUGAUUCGAGAUGGCGUCUCUGAGCUUUUUGGCGACUAUGGAGCAGGAAUGGUGGCGGGAAGCCUUCAAGUCAAAUACAUAAGCCCAGCAACAUCAACAGCCAUCGUGCGAGUAGCACGUGCGCACUACCGAAUGGUUUGGGCGGCUUUGUCUUUUACGACAAGACUACCCAAGCCUAUAGAUCAGGCGUGUGUUAUUCAGGUUGUGAGGGUCAGCGGCACCAUCAAGAAGGCAGAAGAAGAAGCUAUCCGACGAGCGAGGGCAGUGAUUGUACGGGCCCAAAGGGCGAAGAGUGGAGCUGCUGCUGGCGUGGAGGUGGAUGAGGAUGGCGAUCUGGACAUGACUAAUGGCAUCGAAGACAAGGACGAUGGCGGUGAAGAUGACGACGAAGAUUGA